Molecule: messenger RNA, 2757 nt
Organism: Anopheles arabiensis
Lineage: Eukaryota; Metazoa; Arthropoda; Insecta; Diptera; Culicidae
Product: ras-related and estrogen-regulated growth inhibitor-like
Exons: 6
Coding region: 1591-2226 (211 amino acids)
Molecular function (GO): GTP binding; GTPase activity
Source: RefSeq, a predicted model, not a curated record
UGUUUUCGCUGCGAUCUGUUCGCGUCUCGGUUUCGGCUGCUUGGCUUUCGGCGUCACGCGUGUAAUACGCCCGUGUUUGGCUAGACUUGUUUGCGAGUGGUUGGUGUCGAUUUGCUGUGCGGUUUCCGCUUCCUUUCACACAGAGUGCAGUGCAGUGGUGGUGUACUGAUCGCGCCGAUCGAGUCUGCGUGGUAAGGUCGUAGUACGGCCAGGGGGGACGAACGCGCUGUGACCGUUCACUGUGCCGUGUACAGUUCGUGAGGGAACCGGUGAGUGCGGGCUUUACAGUGUUUUGGACGCGUUUCCCUCUCUUGCUCUCUCUCUCUCUGUGUCUCAAUCUCGCUCCGUUUGAAUGGAAGGUUAGAGAGCACAGCGUUUGACAGGGUUCGUCUUCUGCUUCCAUCCGUACGCGUGCAACGCGGGCCAUCGAACUCGUACUUUCAUCGUCUGGACACUCAAGUUCGGGGUCUCCAGUCACGAUCGCGCCUUGAACACGCAGACUCCUUUUUGCACAGGUUUCGCCACCGCAUUUCUUCCCCUCUCACCUUCCUCGUCCUACCUCAAGCGUGGUGGCGAACGUGAAUAUGAAAGUUUAAAUCGAAAUCCGGGCAACGUUUUGUGCGACCCCAGCGGAAACAAAGAGCCAACCGUCCGGUUCGACCUGGUUCAAGUGCGGCCGUGCACCGUAUCGAUCGCGUAGGCGUUGAAGAACGAUCCCGAAAAGGAAAAGGGAAGGAACAAAACCCCACAGUGCAACAACAGCGGCAGCAACAGCCAAAACAAAACAACCAAGCACACUGCAACGGGUCGCCAACUACACGUGUUAGAAACUCGACCACUCCACAGCGCUCGUACAGCAAGGCGAAAGUGUUUUCGAUGACUGGUGAAAAGACUAAAACGCACGACGACGUCGAUCAAGUCCUGAACACCCGCUCCUUGGAAGCUUCUUCCACGUUCUAUCUGCAAAUCGCUGGCAUCCUCGUCGUGUCCGGUUGCGCUGCAAGCCGUUUUUUUUCUACGAUCGCAUUGCGUUGAACAGCUGCGCCUGGAAGUGUCUCAUUAAGGAAGGAGGAACGACCAAACAAACCAAAAUGUGCUUCCCUUGCGCGCGGGCCGUUCGAUUCUGAUCGAUCCACAUCACGCGCACCUGAGCCCCUGUGUUUGUGGGGCUGUGUUGCAACACAUCGACGACAGAAUGGCGAACCCGUGCUUCGAUCCUGCCACCGCACCGUACCCAGCCACCGUGUGCAUCCAUCUGUGGCCCCGGGAGGCGUAAAGUUUUCCAACGCCAACGGCACGCAUCCGCAGCAGAAGGAGCAGCAGCAGCAGCAGCAGCAGCAAACAGCACCGACAGAAACCCCUACGGCUGUGACACGGUAAUUGAAAAUUCAAAACGAACCCCAACACGUACACGACGCGAGUGGUGUUACCGGCAGAGAGCUGUCCCGCAUCUAAACCUACACACGCCCGGGUACGGUGCUGCGUCUGGUGCACCCGGGUCGGGGCGAUUUUGUUGUUUGGCGUCUACAGCCGAAGGCCACUCUCCUGGUGGGCCUCGACACCCUUCCCGAAAACCCGCCAACCGGAGGAAUGACGAAUUUAAACAAGCUCAAGGUGGUCGUCAUUGGCAGCGCCAAAGUGGGCAAAUCGGCCGUCACGGUGCGUUAUCUCACGAAGCGUUACAUCGGGGAGUACAGCUCGGCGAGAGACUUCCUGUACCGGCAUAGUGUCACCUAUGACAAUAUUACGACCGAGGUGGAAAUUAUGGACACUUCCCGGUGUGAUAAGCGGGGCUGCUUGUACGAACAUCUCCGCUGGGGAGACGCAUUCGUGGUCGUGUACUCAAUCUGUGAUAAGGCAAGCUUCGAGGAGGCGGCCGACUAUCUGCAGCAGCUGACCAAGCUGAAACUGCCCUCCUACUACACGCUCCUGCUGCUGGGCAACAAAAGUGAUCUCGAUCAUGCGAGGGAAAUCUCGGUUAAUGACGGACAGGAGCUCUCGUUCCGCUACUCCUGCCAGUUCUACGAGGUAUCGGCGGCGGAAAAUUUUGCCGGCGUUUCGCUCGCCUUCCAUUCGCUGAUCCGCGAGGCCCGCUCGACCCAGCUAUUUCGGGCGCUGCCGAUGCGAAGGAAGCUGGGCGUCAACAGUGUAUCGAAAGCGCUCGGGAACAUUUUUGGCAAGAACAGCAAGGGCGAGCGGAAGAAACGACCCUCGCUUAGCAUAUGACAGCCACCGGCUAAUGCUGGGACCAGGGACACCAAGCACCAUCGACAUCCGAGCCUGCCUUAAGCGGGGUUGCAUUUCUUUCUUUUUUCGUUUUAAUUUUUUUAUUUUUACUGAUUGCACGAUGUACAUAUACAUAUUUGUAACAGAAUUAGCUUCUAUGUUACUACCUAUGUUAGAUGCUAGAUCAAGUGUAAAGAAUAGUGAGUAAUAAGCAACUGUGACACCAAUGCAGCCAUUCCUGAGGGGACUAUACCCUUGUUUUUAGUAAGUUAGUGAGUUUUUUUUUACAUUACAUGCAACAGUGCUAGAUUCAAAGUACUAAAUUUAAAUCUUUCCGGGCAAACGGUGAGCAUGUUUCGAACAGCAGUUGUAUUACGUUCCUAUCAGAUCAGUUCCGUAGGAUAAGACACACGGAUUGCCUAACAAAUAUUGUAAAGAAAAGUAAAAUAAAACCCAAGUAGAACAAAGAUAUCUAAACCUUUUUCAUUGAGCUUUUAAGGUUACAUGAGUAAAACAGUCCCUCGUUCGAAA